UGAUGUAGGUACCUUUUAGAUAUAACAUUGACAGAUGAAUUUUUACAGAUAUUUUUGUAUUAUAAUAAGUUUUGUAACUUUAUAUAUACAAGCAAAGGAUGAUAUUAAUAUAAUGAAUUAUGGUCUGGAUGUCGUAUCGCCAUUUUCAAUUGGGUUGCAAUUUUUUGUUAAUGUCAAUAAUACCUCUGACAAUGAUAUCGAAGCUGAACUGAUUCCAGAUGAAUGCUGUCUGAAGAUGGAACCUAAUUUAAAUUGUGAUAUUUUAGAAGCAAUUGGAGACUGUAUUCAAAACAUUCCUAAAGGUUCAACUAAAAUGUUCAAAAUGGUAGCGCCACUGUUAGAUCCAUUCGAAAGAUAUGGUUACUGUGUAUUCAAUUUGGAUUCAGUACCAGAAGAUAGGCACAAAGGGGUGAAGAGAAUCGCUGUAAAAAUACCAUUUGAUACACGUUUAAAAAACAAAGAACAAACUAUGGAAAUACCAGAAAUUAUAAAACUUUGUAGCAAAAUAGAUGAAGAUCCAUUAAAUAAUUGUAAACCAGUUGACUGUGAUAUAUAUUAUAAUGGCAGAAGAUCUUAUUUUAAUAAAAGACUUAGUAGGUGCUCGCAUAUACCUAAAUGUAUAUCUGAGUUUGGAAACAAUAUCAGUAGUGUAAUUUACAAUCCAAAUUCAAAUAAAUGUGUUAGGGAGCAGGUCAUUACGAAUACUGACAUACAUUUAUUGAAAAAUAAUAAUAAAGGUAUAAACAGAAAGACAAAAGAUAUUAUUUUAAUACAAAACGUACACACAACCAGAAAAGCACAAAAGCAUAAAUUUGAUGAAAAUGAGAAAGACUUUAUUGUGGAAACUAUCUUACCUUCUAAUAGAACUAUGGAAGUAAAAGCAAAGUCUGAUGUCACGAAAAAUGUAAGUUAUUUCAAGUGGAGUUUGAAUAAGUAUUCACCAACCAACAAGUUCACUCUCGUUGUACUUAGUCUAGUAAUUAUAGUACAGUGUUGUAUAAUUUGUACCAUGAUGUAUUGUUUAUCAAAAAACUGCCCGUGUUGUGAUAAGAAGAAAGUUGUUAGGAAGUUUUUUAAUUACAAACAUGACGCUUCUGUUACUACACCUUUAAUUGCGACUAGUAAUAUUGACACUGAUACUACCGAGUUUCAGUAUUUGAGCGAAUCAUCCAAUAUAGAUAAAAAAAUCAAGUGUUAUAAAGCAUGCCAAAAAGAAUGGAAAAACAAUAUUAAAAUGAGUAUGUCUGACGAUAUUUUAUCCAAAUGUGUAAACAGAAGGGAUUGGAAUAGAAAACCAGGAAAAUCUAAUGCUAUUCCCGAAACUGAUGAGACAGUCGUUACUAAAGACACUGAAAUCAAAUGUGAUGUGAUAAACUUCCAAAAAAACGAAUUUGCUAGUAAUAUAUUUAAGACAUCUGACGUUAAAGUUAAUUUUGAGAAUGAAUUACAAUCUAACGAAAGUGAAAAAGACAUAAGUUCAAGUAAAAGAGCCAAAAGUAUAGUGAAGAAAAUAGAAGAUAAAAGUAAAGAUAAAAAGGAUAAAAUAGAAUAUCCUAAAUCCCAAUGCAAAAAUACAUCUGAAAGAGAAAUCAAAUGUCACAGUUAUAAUAACAUGGACGAUAUUCCUAAUAUAACCGGCUUCCAAACAAGUACACACAGCAAUAAUGUGGGAGUCUACAAAUACAAUAAAAGUAAAAAAGGAACAUUAUCAGCUUCUACUGAAAAAGGGGCACAAGCGGUGUUUUCAAAUGAUUCAAUCGAUGAUUUUCUUUCAGGGCGUGGCAUGUUCUUAACUGGUGAAAAUUUGUCUAAAUACUCAUUCUUCAGUGGAUCAAAUAUUUAUAACAAAAAAACUUCAACAUCAUCGGAUAUAUCAAGCAAAACAUCUAAAAAUAAUUUAGUAAGGAAUGUAUUAUCACUUUUACGAAUAAAAUCCAAACAUGGCCAUUCUUCGGACCCUGGAAAAAAGAAAAGUAGUCAAAAUUUUGAUAUUGAAAUAUUACAUGACAUGUCUCAUGCUUCAAUUUACUCGUCAAGUAACAAUGACUCUGAUUAUAUAAAACAUUUAAAAAUAACCAAAGAGUCGAGAAGUUCUAUGUAACGACAAACAAGAA
Molecule: messenger RNA, 2114 nt
Organism: Achroia grisella
Lineage: Eukaryota; Metazoa; Arthropoda; Insecta; Lepidoptera; Pyralidae
Exons: 2
Coding region: 35-2101 (688 amino acids)
Source: RefSeq, a predicted model, not a curated record